Molecule: messenger RNA, 651 nt
Organism: Penicillium angulare
Lineage: Eukaryota; Fungi; Ascomycota; Eurotiomycetes; Eurotiales; Aspergillaceae
Exons: 1
Coding region: 1-651 (216 amino acids)
Source: RefSeq, a predicted model, not a curated record
AUGGAUUGGUAUCACAACAAUCCCACACCUCGCAAUCUGAAUCAAGUGUGGAACGAAGGCGGUCCGACAGAGCUACUAGCCGUAUUGGUUGAUGCUCACGUAUCUUCUUUCGCAUCUGAUGACAACGAAGUACGAUCUUCAGACAAGACAAACUUAUCCCAGCCUCCUCCUCCCCGCACUUCGUGGAGUGGUAUAGGGGCAACGGCGGAACUAUAUGUGCUCAGUGUUCUUGCCAUGACUGAUGGAGGUGAACCGCUCGAGUGCCGAUUAUUUUAUCGCCUUCUUCUGAUAAUGAAACAAGACAUUACUCAGGUUCACGGUGAUCUUGGUGGAGAUAAUGGCCAACUCAGUCAAUCUAUUUGGUUCUGGAAAGUCUUCAUUGGAGCCUUGGCUUUGGCUAAGAGCCAAAUCCACCAUAGAGCCAUCGAUAUGAAGUGUGUGAAUUGUCCCGGUAAGAAAGAAAUGGCGGGGCUUUUCGAAUGGUUUUGUGGCCGAGCUCGAGCUUGGAGUAAAGCCACCGGCAUAACCGACUGGGGGGAUGCGGAGGCUGUACUAGUAAGUGUCGCCUGGCCGGUUGCCUUGCCUCGAGGUGGAAAUGACCAUGCAGCGAGUACGUGGGAUAGUGUGUGUCAUAAGCAGGUGUAUAUUUAG